Molecule: messenger RNA, 1723 nt
Organism: Fukomys damarensis (Damara mole-rat)
Lineage: Eukaryota; Metazoa; Chordata; Mammalia; Rodentia; Bathyergidae
Gene: Fbxo31
Product: F-box protein 31
Exons: 9
Coding region: 476-1678 (400 amino acids)
Source: RefSeq, a predicted model, not a curated record
GCCUUUUGUCCCCAGCCCAGCCAAGACCUGGGCUUGGUUGGGAUGUGGAGGUGGUGGUUGGGGCAGCAGUGGGUGAAGGAGCCGGAGAGCACAAAGCAGGCGGUACCGUCGUGCCCAUGUCCUCUUCCCAGCAUCUGCCUAGUGUCCCUGACAGGCCUCGAGGCUGAGUGGAGUGGAGCCCGCAGUGCUGAGCCACGCUGGGGCUAAGGAGGCCCUGAGGCCACCAGGACCCGACCCAGUGCCAGACUGGUUCCACAGGAGCUGGCAUCGUCUCCAAACAGCUGGGUUUCCGCCCACCUCAUGCGUGAGCUGGAUUGUCAGCUUCUGUUUGUGCAUGGAGACUGAGGGGGUGCGGGUCUACGGAGGAAGAUAGAAGAGUGGCUUCCUUGGUGGCCGAGUGAGAAGUCGCUAGGUGGUAGACGGGACCAGACCUGUAACAGGCCAAGAGUACGGUGUCUCUGAGAACUUGCGGAAGAUGGAGAUCACAGGUGUGUCAUGCCGGGACGUCUAUGCAAAGUUGCUUCACCGAUACCGACACAUUCUGGGCUUGUGGCAGCCAGACAUUGGGCCGUAUGGAGGACUCCUGAAUGUGGUGGUGGAUGGCCUGUUCAUCAUCGGCUGGAUGUACCUGCCACCCCAUGACCCCCACGUGGAUGACCCCAUGCGAUUCAAGCCUUUGUUUCGAAUCCACCUGAUGGAGAGGAAGUCAGCCACGGUGGAGUGUAUGUAUGGCCACAAGGGGCCCCACAACGGCCACAUCCAGAUAGUGAAGCAGGAUGAGUUCUCCACCAAGUGCAACCAGACGGACCACCACAGGAUGUCUGGCGGGAGGCAGGAGGAGUUCCGGACGUGGCUGAGGGAGGAGUGGGGCCGCACGCUGGAGGACAUUUUCCACGAGCACAUGCAGGAGCUCAUUCUGAUGAAGUUCAUUUACACCAGUCAGUACGACAACUGCCUGACCUACCGCCGGAUCUACCUCCCGCCCAGCCACCCCGACGACCUCAUCAAGCCCGGCCUCUUCAAGGGCACCUAUGGCAGCCACGGCCUGGAGAUUGUGAUGCUCAGCUUCCACGGCCACCGUGCCAGGGGCACCAAGAUCACGGGUGACCCCAACAUCCCUGCUGGGCAGCAGACGGUGGAGAUUGACCUGCGACACCGCAUCCAGCUGCCUGAUGUUGAGAACCUCCGCAACUUCAAUGAGCUCUCGCGUAUUGUCCUGGAGGUCCGCGAACAGCUGCGACAGGAGCAGCAGCAGGAGGUCGCUGAGGGCCCUGCCCUGCCCGAGGAACAGCCGGCCAGGGAGGCCGACACGGUGCCCGCUGGGGACAGCUGGAAGCCUGCAGCGGGGGUGGCUGCCGCUGAGCAGCAGGCCCAGUCUGGCAAGGGGCAGCCAUUCGUGUUGCCCAUGGGUGUGAGCUCCAGGAACGAAGACUAUCCCCGCACCUGCCGGAUGUGUUUUUAUGGCACAGGACUCAUUGCUGGCCACGGCUUCACCAGCCCUGAGCGCACUCCGGGUGUGUUCAUCCUGUUCGAUGAGGACCGCUUUGGGUUCAUCUGGCUGGAGCUGAAAUCCUUCAGCCUGUACAGCCGGGUCCGGGCCUCCUUCCGGAACGCGGAUGCGCCGUCGCCACAGGCCUUUGAUGAGAUGCUCAAGAACAUCCAGUCCCUCACCUCCUGACUGCCGCGCCUGCCGAGGGCCAGCCUGGCGUGGGCCCCGCCGCCG